GCUGCCACUUACAUUUGUUUAAUUAAAUGACAUUAUGGAUGGUUUAAUUCACGCGGCACUGGAAGCAGAGGUUAUACUAAACCGGGCCAAAAAUGUGAAUUCAAGUUUAUCACAAUUUGACAGUGGUGUUCCAGACCACAAAAUGACUUGGACCCAUGAUAAAAUGCAUCUAGCAGAGUCAGUUGAUGAGUCGAGGAUGAAGUUUCAGCGAAACUCGUCGUCUUCGAAGAGUAGAGAGAAAUUUGAUUUAUUUAAAAAGUUGCAUGAAUUGUAUAAUGAACUGAGUAGGGAUGAAGCAUCACAGGUCAAUUAUCAAGGGCUUAAGACAACCUCAUAUUUAUUGGAAAAGUUGCUAGCUACGUACAACCUGAAUACGUUAAUAAUAAAUCUUUAUCCAGGUAAUAAGGGAUACUCUCUCUCGCUGAAAGUCAACGGUAACACACAGUACAUAAACCCACCAGAUGCUAAUACCUCAUCAAGUCAAGAGGAAACCUUAAUAGAGACUCCAAGAUGGCCUUAUGAAGAAGAAGAAUUACUCAGCUACAUUGACAAUGAAGAGUUGCCUGUGGUACUACUGGACCUAUUGGAGUCAGAGCACUCCUGUCUGUUCUACUCUGGUUGCAUAAUAGCACAAAUUAGAGAUUACCGACAGGCCUACCCUAGCUUCGUUUGCGAUACCCAUCAUGUUUUGCUUAGGCCUACUAAUCAGAGCAUAAUAACAGACGCCAUGUGUAUCGGUGGACGGUGUGGCUGGGCAGGCGAAGAACGCGGAGCUUUAGAAGCCGUUGAAGCGGCGCUAGUACAUGCAGCUGCUCCACCAUUGUGUCUAGACCCGCGUCCGGCAGUCGGCCUCUUGGCAGCAAGGUUACACGCUGUACCGAGACUGUUUAACACCCCACGUAUUAGACGGCAGGCAAGGAGAUUCUCACAGGUUGCUGUAAAUAGAAAAAGGAAGCUAGAUCAAUUCACGCAUUAUCACGGAUUGGAGUUGUUAGAAUUAAUACACCGGCAAAGGGCUAAGAAUAGUCGCCAGUCAGUUCCUCAUACGCGACUGACGUCUAAAUAUCCCAAAAAGCCACCAGAGGUGUUCAAGCCAAUAGAGCCCCCCAAAAUGGAGCCAUUACCGUUAGCCCUACCUUCUGAACCAAGUGGACCUCUCCGAUUGGCACGGGCGUACGAACGCCCAAGACCUACCCCUGAUUGCCAACCGCAGUUAGUCGAAGAAUACAUCCUCGAAACCGAGAAGACAUCUCCUCAUGCAGGCGCCGGCUUCUUCCACAUAAAACUGUCGAUAUUACAACGGCCAUCCGAUCAAGAGUUCUUAGGGGAGCUUUACGUGGAUAGAGAUCAUGUUGAAGGCGAAAGGAAUGGUGCUGCUUGUCGGUUUACUUUAGGAUCAAGACUGCAAGCUAACAAAUACAUACAACAGUUUACGGAAAUAUUCACGGAAGAAGGUCGAAAAUCGGUCCGGAUAAAGCAUAUCGUUCCGGGACAGCUGCCUAGGGUCUCAUUCACUGGUGGAAUGAGGGAAAUGGCGCAAUUACAGCAAGUGGGUAACGUCGGUGGCGUGGCGACAGUCGGUAACGUCGUGGGCAAUGUGGUUAGUAGCGUGGGAAGCGUCGGUAGCGUCGGCAGCGUCGGCAGCGUGGGCAGCGUUGGCAGUGUUGGCAGCGUCGGCUCUGCAGAUACUGCGUUGAAGCAGCAACCAUCACCUACUCCUAGGCUAUCUCCACAGGUACACGAUAUUCAUUCAACGCAGGCGUCGACGAACCAGCUGCUAACGCAACAGUUGACCAAUCCGCCGCAGCCGCUUAACCCGCAGAAAAUGCAGUCCGCAAUCAUUCAUAUACAGCACCCUCUUAUGUCCAGUGCUGGAACUUCACAGGUACAAAAUAUCCAGUAUACAAACACAUCGACGACUCAGCAGAAAGCUACCAUUACUAAACCGAGGACAACGAAUCCGGCAAUCAGUGCACUUGUUACCAGUCUUAUGAAUUCUGCUCAACAGUUUCAACAAGCGGCACAAAACCAGAACGCAGCAAAAGCAGUAGUGAGUACAGCGAGCCAGAGUCAGAACGCGACGAUAUUGAAUCUUCUGAACAGUGCGCCUGCGGCCAUGACACACGCGUCGUCGACUGCAGAUGCUACUAUGGACGCGCACAAGUUAUUAGGGCGAACCGUGUCGAUAGCUGGCGCACGACUUAUUACUACCACUGCUACGCACACUAUACCCACGUAUACGCAUCAGGUGAUGACAGGCUACACGCGCGAUACGAAUGAGUCGACGAACGUAUCGAGCAGCGAGAGUGCUCUACUGGAGAGGUUAAUGGGUCCUGACAGUAAUACGACCAGCAAUCAGCAGCAGCAGCAGCAGCAGCCGCAGCAGCAGCAGCAACCUCAGCAGGCACAGCCCGUUUGCCAUUUACAGGGUCUCAGUCUUACAUCCUUGCAAGGUCUCCAAGGUAUCCAAGGACUGCAAAACGUUCAAGUGCAGAUACCAGGGCUGUCAGCGCCCAUAUCGUUAUCGUUGAACGUGUCUGGGGCACCUAGUGGACUGCUCGUUUCUGUGCCUCCGACGACAUCCGUGGUGCUCACGAAUCAACCUUCGGUGCUCUCUUUGCCUAUUGCGCAGUUGAUGUCGGGCGGCGUGAAGGGCGCGGUGCGCGGUGGCGCCGUGCAGGUAGUGCGGGGCGCGGGGGGCGCGAGACCGCGUGCGCCCCCACCCCGCGCCGCGUCGCGCCCUAACUUGCCCCCGCACGCGCCUCACCCACCCGCGCCGCACAUAGCCGGGCUACAGCCUCCUAGCACGGGAACAACCCAGUUCAUUACUCAAACGCAAGCGCAAGCGCUGAACGCUCACCAGGUGCGACGGAAGUCGAACACGGACAGUUCAUAGUAAUUACUCAAUACGAGCACCCCACUGCCGAGUUAGUGUAAUGUAUACAUACUUGUGUAGUAGUUAAAAUUUAUUAUAUAGUGCGGGGAUGGCCGCUCGGGCGCCUAGUGCAAUAUGCGGUCUGAACUGCUGCUGCUGAGUUUAUACGAUUACUGUUGCCGUCGUCUUCUCCUGGUAAGUUAUACUUAAUUUUAAUCUUAAUCGUAUAUUUAAGACCGCACGUAUAUUGCAGUUUCUUAUGCAUGUAAUUUAAGAGUAUGUACACACGAUUGAAUACGCACACGAA
Hyposmocoma kahamanoa is the source of this 3182-nucleotide messenger RNA. It is a transcript of the gene Spt20, whose product is annotated as transcription factor SPT20 homolog. The coding region runs from base 35 to 2896 and encodes 953 amino acids. The transcript has 16 exons. Gene Ontology annotation, cellular component: SAGA complex. The record is from RefSeq and is a predicted model, not a curated record. Lineage: Eukaryota; Metazoa; Arthropoda; Insecta; Lepidoptera; Cosmopterigidae. Gene Ontology annotation, biological process: regulation of transcription by RNA polymerase II. Gene Ontology annotation, molecular function: transcription coregulator activity.